CUAUCCGAUCUUCAUCCGAGAUUCAUCUCGACGCGACGCCUCGACCUCCCGAACAAUCGAGACUCCAGACCAGAGAGAAAAAAUAUAGAAAAACAAGAGGCGCCAAAGGAACCCAAGAAAUUAUUCCUCGACAUAUUCCGUGGCUCGCGUCACAGCUCAACAAAGUCCCUCGUUCCGGAUCAUCCUAUGCUCUCCCGCUCUAUAUUAAAUCCUUCCUCGCAAGCUUUAAAGAUCCGCCAUUGCUGUUCGGACGGUCACCUGCUUCUCCAGUUCAGGAAGGAGGUGGAGAAAGGAAAAAGAAGAGAGAGUCGAAAGGGAAGAAGGAAUACACCGAGAAAAAUGAGGAGCUAUAUGGAAGCAUUAGAGGAAGAGAGGCGCAAAAUUCAGGUCUUUGAGCGUGAGCUCCCCCUCUGCUUGGAGCUAGUGAUCCAAGCGAUUGAGAGGUGCAAGCAGCAGCUGUCGGUGCAGGGGCAGUCGUCGGAGUGCAAUUCCGAGCAAACGUCCAUGGACGGUCCUGUUCUGGAGGAAUUCAUCCCUCUGAAGGGUUCGUAUUCUGGGGACGACGAUGAAGAUGAUGUCUGCGAGGACGAUGACGGGGAUGGCGACGUGCACCAUUCCUCGGUUGGUGAUAAGAGUGGAGACGAUAGUACGAUGAAGAAAUCGGACUGGCUCAGAUCCGUGCAGCUGUGGAACCCGAACCCAGAUCCCAUCCCACGUAAAGAGGUUCAGGAUCCGCCUCCUCCGCCACAGCCGAAUGAAGUCGCAGUGGUUGUUUGCGACGUGAAAAGCCAUCAAGAUGGUGCUUUUCAUCCAUUUCAAAGCGGCGAAAAUGAUGGUCGUGAUAGUACCAAGAAGAAGCAGCCGUCUGGUCGAGCUGCACUGCCCGCGCCCGAUGCCGCCGCCUGCUCGACGGCGGAGAAGGCCGGUGGCCGGAUCGGCAGGAGAGAGGAGAGAUCGCAAGGCCAAGGACAGGCGGCCCGACGGAAGCAGCGUCGGUGCUGGUCGCCGGAGUUGCACCGGCUAUUCUUGCAAUCUCUUCAACAGCUUGGGGGUCCACACGUUGCGACUCCUAAGCAAAUCAGGGAAGUGAUGAAGAUCGAUGGCCUCACAAACGAUGAAGUUAAAAGCCAUUUACAGAAGUAUCGACUGCACACGAGAAGACCAAGUCCCAACGGCCAUGGCAACGCCAAUGCUCAAGCGCCUCAUUUCGUUGUCGUGGGCGGAUUAUGGAUGCAGCCACCAGAUUUCAGCCCGGUGGCCGCCGCGAAACCCCCCCUUGAAGUGGCCUCUAAUGGGAUCUACGCACCGGUCGCGAUGCUUCCACAGCCGCUCAGCCCGUCACACAAGAAAUGCGGAUUCAUCGCUUCAGAAGAGCGAAGCAGUCAUAGGGAAAGUGGUGUCGAUCAUUUCCAUAAUUCCUCAUCUACAACAUCGACGUCCACACAUACAACCGCCGAUUUUUGAGUUGUACCGGGCCUGAGCCGUGUCGAAAUUUUGUGACGGGAUCAUAAACAAAUAAAACAAUUUUGAUAUUC
Molecule: messenger RNA, 1535 nt
Organism: Rhodamnia argentea
Lineage: Eukaryota; Viridiplantae; Streptophyta; Magnoliopsida; Myrtales; Myrtaceae
Product: transcription factor HHO3-like
Exons: 6
Coding region: 187-1464 (425 amino acids)
Biological process (GO): regulation of DNA-templated transcription
Molecular function (GO): DNA binding; DNA-binding transcription factor activity
Source: RefSeq, a predicted model, not a curated record